Messenger RNA from Xylaria bambusicola, 2770 nucleotides. RefSeq lists its product as uncharacterized. Lineage: Eukaryota; Fungi; Ascomycota; Sordariomycetes; Xylariales; Xylariaceae. Gene Ontology annotation, molecular function: DNA-binding transcription activator activity, RNA polymerase II-specific; zinc ion binding; RNA polymerase II cis-regulatory region sequence-specific DNA binding. Bases 148 to 2475 code for a protein of 775 amino acids. Gene Ontology annotation, cellular component: nucleus. Gene Ontology annotation, biological process: DNA-templated transcription; regulation of transcription by RNA polymerase II. The transcript is spliced from 5 exons. The record is from RefSeq and is a predicted model, not a curated record.
UCUUUGUCUUGCGAUCCUCGGGUUUAAAGCUCCAGGAGUACCGAGAUUUCGAUGAGGUAUUCAAACCCAGCUCACCAAUUCAACUCUAGCAGCCUUACAUUUGUAAAUAGUUUCCUUUGAUUUUAGCUGUAUACCGAAUUCAAAGUCAUGACCGAACACCUUAACCCCGCGGCUCGCAGACGCCAUCGUAACAGAGAAGCUAAGAGCUGUGAACCUUGCCGAGCUCGAAAAAUCAAGUGCGACCGAGGAUCUCCAUGCCGGCCUUGUAUGAGAUCAAGGGCGUCACUGCUCUGUACCUACAGGUCGGACCACCUCGUAUCUGUAUCACAACCCUCAAAGACCCGUCCGCUUGACUCCAUACAAGAAGAGGAUGUUCUUGCCAGUAUAUCUGACGAUCCCCAUAAUGAAGAUCUGCCCAGCUCGGUUGAAUCACCGUGUAUAGAUCGUGCCAGUGAUAGCUCAACGUCGAGCUUGUCCCAUCGAGUUAGUGUCCUAGAGCAACUAUUACAACGGCCCGGGCACAGCAGUCCGCAUGACAGUUCUUUAAAGGAACUAGAAGCUAGACUAUCCAAAAUAGAGCGAGACAUCGGGACCUCGCAGCCUUCUCAGUCAAGACCAUCAGGCCAAUCCGACCUUCAAAUCAAACUGCCACAUCCACAUCUCCGGGCAGAGCACGAAAAAACAAGGUUAUUUGGAAAGACGCAUUGGGUUCAUUCACUUGAGCAGUUCCGCAUCCUUUCUCAAAUGCAGUCCAAGCCAUACUCCGUUGUUGAUGGAGAACAGGGGUUGACUAAUGGACCUAUGCUCGAAGCUGCCGGUGCUCGUCGUCGCGCUAAAAAUCACGGAGCUAACCUUCUGCAAGAGCCUAUGCCUGGACUUCGCAAGAGUAUCCCAUCUAGAAGCAUUUGUGACCAAGCGGUGGAUGGCUAUCUUCGAACCUUCGAGCCAAUGUUCCGUAUUCUCCAUAUUCCUUCGUUUAUCAAGGAGUAUGAAAGUUACUGGAGUCAGCCAGACCUAGCCCGGACCGAGUUUCUCAUGAAGCUCACAUUGGUACUCACUACCGGUGCCAUCUUCCUAACUGACCGAGCUAUAGCGAGAGAUAUUAAACGUACUGCUCGUAACUGGGUGUAUGCUGUGCAAUGGUGGCUUACAGGUCCCACGGAGCGUGACGCUAUGAGCAUUGACGGGGUCCAAGUAUUCUGCCUCCUAUUAUUGGCGCGCCAAACCAGCUCGCUCGGUGGAACGGCAUCUAUAAUCACGGAGGCUCUGUCAAAACUAUCCUUCACAUUAGGUUUACACAUCGACCCUCGCUGCCACGCAUCAGUGACGCCCUUCGAGUCCGAGCUGCGCCGACGCCUCUGGCCAACAGUCCUCGAGCUGCUCACGAUUAAUUCUUUAAAUUCUACCCUUCCACUUCUACUAUAUGCCGGCGAUUAUGAUGUCCCAUUACCGUCGAACAUCUCGGAUUCCCAACUCGGCGAUAUCAAAAUUUCAGAAGUGAACCAAUCAUUCACGAACCACGAAGCAAUGGACUGUUCGGUCCAAAUCUUGUUUUCGAAGUCGCUGCGCUUACGCAUGCAAAUAGUGCGAGAAUUGAACGACUGCAGCCAAAAGAUUUCGUACGAAAGAAUCAUCUCACUAUCCCACAGUCUUCAAACACAUUGCCGUGAGCUGACAGCAUUCUUUCAUCCCGAUGAGAUCAAAGGACCAGAAAAGACCAUCACCCGGGGAUUCCACGAGAAGUUCCUCGACACAUACCUCCGGCGGCUAAUCCUCUUCCUCCAUCGCCCCUUUAUGCAUCAGUCGCGCCACGACGCCCGCUACCUACCAUCACGGAAGAUUAAUCUAGACUCCUGUUUGAUCAUGGCUUCACACACUGAAGAGAUGGACCUCCCCGGCUCGGUCCUCGACGAUUUCUCCUAUUGUUGCAUCUCUGGCAGCGGAAUGUUCAAGGGCGCACUAGGGCAGGAUGUGAUUCUGGGGAUAGCACUUGAGAUUGUAACGCAGCUCGAGGAGGAGGAGCGCGAUCGUCUACACGACCCGUGUGAAAAGGAUAUUCCUGCCCCCCGCACCGAUCCCCUCGCGCUCCUUGCCCGAAAACAGAGGGAGCCGCUCAUGCGGUAUCUGCGCCACACCGAGGUGCAGUGGAAACACGUCAUACUCCUCGGCCGGCCGAGUCUGAAGCAGUACUUGUUCCUGGCGUGCAUACUCAGCCAGAUCGAAGCCAUGGAGGUCGGUCGCGAUAUCAGAGCCGCGAUGCUCGAUACGAUUCGGCGCAAAUUGUAUGAAUGCGCUACACUCCUGCGAGAGGCGCCCGCGUACAGUGAUGCUGAGGAGGUCGGGUGGGCGGACGAUACAUCGCCGGACACGAUUGACAGCAUGGCUCUCUUCGGAUUCGACUUCAGCACUUUGGAUCCUUCGUUUGCGAUGGAUAUGCCCUUCUGGACUAAUACAUCUAGCACUACUGAUGUUUGAAGUCCAUGUGAGAGCGUACCACACUGGCCAUCAUAUGUGUAUAUCCUGACAUGAAGCUUUAUGCGCAGUCUACCGCAAGCACUUCUGGUAGAUCUAUUGCGCUGUAUGAGAAAGGUCCAGCCUAGCCUCGCGUAACAAUUGAAUACUCUAAAUGAGCAAUACCUACUUUCUCCUCCGUUACUACUUGGGAUGCCAUACAAAAUAAUGCUCUACGUCUGGGACAUUGGGUGACCCAUAUGUCUCGUCUAGCUUAAUCCCUGUGGUUUAAAUACACCGCAGGGUGGAUAGUGCUAUA